This is a messenger RNA of Dermatophagoides farinae (American house dust mite), 528 nucleotides long. The record is from RefSeq and is a predicted model, not a curated record. Lineage: Eukaryota; Metazoa; Arthropoda; Arachnida; Sarcoptiformes; Pyroglyphidae.
AUGCCACAUUUUGUGGUCACACGCAAUGAUAAAACACCAAUGAAAAUGCGAAUCGUAUUUAAUGCCUCGAACGGAACACAACCACUUAACAAGGCCAUUUUCAAAGGCGUGACAGCUUGGUAUAUCAUCCGCUCAUUGUUGUUCUUCCGCUUGCAGACCAUGGCAGUGAUCAGUGACAUAAAAUCUGCCUUUCACAACAGCACACAACCUGAACAUAAAAAAGUUUGUCAAGUUUUAUGGAUCGAUAAUGACGAAAACACGGUUUGUUACCAGUUCAAUCGGCUGCCGUUCGGCCUUUCUUCAAGUCCGUUCAUUUUAUACGCAGUGGUGAUGCAUCAUCUAAAACAGUAUCGAUCCAAAUAUCCUCAAACGGUGAACGCGAUAAUUAAUGGACUGUAUGUCGAUGACCUGAUAUUUUCCGCCAACAAUCAACGCGAAGUUGAACAGAUAAAAUGUGAUAGCCAGAUGAUCUUUGCUGAAGCAUCAAUGAUGUUGAGGAAGUGGCGGUCAUCGGACAAAGCCCUUUAA